AUGGCGGACUUUGUAUGUCUAACUUACCGUUAUAGUGGAGAGCCAAUGGAACGUGAGGAGAUGCUCGAGCAUUUCCAGUCUUACGAGCCUCUAUUUUUCAUCUACACCAAAUCCAACAAAGAAAGUUAUCAUCCCGUCCGUGAGUUUGCAGUACAUAUACCUGAACACGACGAUGUCAUCAAAGCAGCUUCCGAGCUGAAUGAGAUGUCAUUUAAUGGUGUUAAGUUGCAAGCGCAAUAUUCGAAGAAGUACGUAACGACGGUAUAUAUUAAGAACAUUCCCGAAGAUAAAACAGUUGAAGAUGUCGAAGCGAUGGUAGCGAAGUAUCACCCAACAAAAGUCAUCUUACGUGUUCCUUCGUUCAACGAGAAUAUGGUCGACGUCAAAAUUGGAUUGAAGAACGAGGAAGACGCCGAGAAAUUCUUGAAAGAGUUUAACGGCCAGAAGUUAAAUGGGUGGUUUCUUAACAUCAAGAGAAAAGAAAAUUAUAAGCCGUUCAUCUGUUUUAAUUGUGGAGGAUAUGGACAUAAGUCUUCGGAGUGCGUGAACUUAAAAAAAGAUUUCGUUGAUACACUCAAAGGAAAAAGAAAUCGCACAAAACCACGAAACGUUAAAAAUAAAAAAAUUGUCGAAGAAGAUGAUGGAAUGAUCGAUGAUGAUAUCAAUAACGAAACGAACGGAGAUAAAAAACAAAAGAAAUCAAGUAAAGGUAAGAUUAGAAAUAUAAGAGAAGAUAUGAGUGAUGACGAAGAAGCUCAAAAUGACGAGUUCAAAAUGAAAAAAGGAAGAAAAAAACGAAAUUGGUCGGAAGAAGAGGAUUUAUGA
Molecule: messenger RNA, 825 nt
Organism: Entamoeba invadens IP1
Lineage: Eukaryota; Evosea; Mastigamoebida; Endamoebidae
Exons: 1
Coding region: 1-825 (274 amino acids)
Molecular function (GO): zinc ion binding; RNA binding
Source: RefSeq, a predicted model, not a curated record